Molecule: messenger RNA, 634 nt
Organism: Suillus clintonianus
Lineage: Eukaryota; Fungi; Basidiomycota; Agaricomycetes; Boletales; Suillaceae
Exons: 3
Coding region: 1-525 (174 amino acids)
Source: RefSeq, a predicted model, not a curated record
AUGUUACGAGCGUUGAUGUACACCUCCGGCAUCGGCUCUUGGUCUGCAUUGGACGAAUUAUCCCAGAAUCCAUCUCACUGGCAGGCACACAAAAAAUGGACCUUCAAGCGGGACGGCUUCUUAUGCACACUCGCAGGAUUCAACCUCAUCCUCGCCUCUGCCUUGUUUGCCGCUAGUGGUGUGCCUCUUUCCAAGUGGUCGGGAGACCAUUUAACCCGUGCACUCGCAUUCGCCACCUUGUUUUCUUUACAAACCGGCUUCUAUGUUGGGAUAUAUUAUGCAUGUAAUGUUGAGCAGGGACAAGAUGCCACCCACCAUAUGUGGUACUACUUAUGGGUGCACUCACUACCAUUGCUCGCCGCAGUUGGGUCGAUGAUAUCAUCGAUAACUUCAGUAGUGAUGGCUUUCUGGCUUCAUUACAACCCUGCUGGACUUGCAUUUCGGGUUAUUUUCACGGUUGUUGCACUCGUACCCAUGUUUUAUGUCAUAUUCAUGAUUGUUUGCCACUACUUCAGACGCAAUUAAUUUAUAUAUUUAUGGUCCUCAAUACUUCUUACUAGCGAGUAGCACAUUACGAAUAUGGUGAUCUCUGUCUCAAUUAUUCUAAGGAUCAUCUUUCUACUCGCAAUGUCCU